UUGCCCCGAGUCGCAAACCCAUCGUUCUGGUCCUCACUGAUACCUCGUCCAUUCCGGAGACCAGUCACCGAGGCAGAAGUCAUUGAGCGGGCCCUCAAGAGAAGCGCUGGGGCGGAAGAGAGGCGCACGGGAAUCAAAUUUUUGGUCCUGGGAAUCCUGGUCGGAUCCAAUGCCAUCAAUCUCAUCUCAAUCAAGCGAGACAUGCUCAAUUUCACUCGACAGACGGAUGCGAAGCUGGAGCUCCUGCGAGAAGUCGUUCAGAAGGUGAAGAAUGGUGAGGACGUAGACGUGAAGCAAGCACUUGGUACUGGCGAUCCGGAACACGAAAAGGAGUGGGAACAGGUCAUGAAAGAGCUCGAAGAGACGGACAUGCUACUGGAAGGGCGCAAGAAGCGGGAGGCAAAGCGACAGCAGAAGGAGCAACAACGUAGAAUCAAGGAAGAAGAC
Messenger RNA from Zymoseptoria tritici IPO323, 447 nucleotides. RefSeq lists its product as uncharacterized. The record is from RefSeq and is a predicted model, not a curated record. The transcript has a single exon. Lineage: Eukaryota; Fungi; Ascomycota; Dothideomycetes; Mycosphaerellales; Mycosphaerellaceae. The annotation marks the transcript as partial.